Messenger RNA from Rhodamnia argentea, 2546 nucleotides. RefSeq names its product protein ACCUMULATION AND REPLICATION OF CHLOROPLASTS 6, chloroplastic. Gene Ontology annotation, biological process: chloroplast fission. Bases 47 to 2449 code for a protein of 800 amino acids. The transcript is spliced from 6 exons. The record is from RefSeq and is a predicted model, not a curated record. Gene Ontology annotation, cellular component: chloroplast inner membrane. Lineage: Eukaryota; Viridiplantae; Streptophyta; Magnoliopsida; Myrtales; Myrtaceae.
UGGCAGACGUCGAAAGGGUUUAAGCACAGCGCAGAGGUUCCUUCAAAUGGUGGUUCUCCGGCACCCCGGCGUCGGCAUUGCCCUCCAUGCUCCGCCUUCUCCUCCACUCCCCCGCCGCAUUAGGCCGCCCUCCAAGCUCCACCGCCACCACCACGCCGUCACCUGCUCCGCUAGCAAAUGGGCCGACCGACUCCUCGCCGACUUCCAGUUCACCACAUCCGACUACUCCGCGGCGUCCGCCUCCUCCUCCUCCUCCUCCGCCGCCGCCACCCUCUCCCCUCCGCUCGGGCCUCCCCAGCUCGCCCCUCCCGAGCGCCACGUGUCCGUCCCCAUCGACUUCUACCGGGUCCUCGGCGCCGAGCCGCACUUCCUCGGCGACGGCAUCCGGCGAGCCUACGAGGCUAGGGCUUCGAGGCCGCCUCAGUACGGCUUCAGCCCGGAGGCUCUCAUCAGCCGCCGCCAGAUCCUCCAAGCCGCCUGCGAGACCCUCGCCAAUCCUAGCUCCCGGAGGGACUACAACCAAGGCCUCGCCGAGGACGCGAAGGAGACGAUCCUCACGCAGGUCCCUUGGGAUAAGGUUCCAGGAGCUUUAUGCGUGUUACAAGAGUCAGGGGAGGCCGAGUUGGUGCUUCGGAUUGGGGAGGAUUUGUUGAAGGAGAGGUUGCCUAAGGGUUUCAAGCAAGACGUCGUGUUGGUGAUGGCGCUUGCUUAUGUUGAUAUGUCGAGGGACGCUAUGGCAUUGAACCCUCCAGAUUUCAUUGGUGGCUGCGAGGCGCUGGAGAGAGCUCUGAAGCUUUUGCAGGAGGAAGGGGCAAGUAGCCUUGCGCCAGAUUUACGAUCACAAAUUGAUGAUACGCUGGAAGAGAUUACUCCACGGUGUGUAUUGGAACUUCUAGGAUUGCCUCUUGGUGAUGAGUACAAGACAAGGAGGCAAGAGGGACUUCAUGGUGUGCGUAACAUAUUAUGGGCUGUUGGGGGAGGUGGAGCAGCAGCAAUUGCUGGGGGAUUCACCCGUGAAGACUUUAUGAAUGAGGCCUUUCAGCGAAUGACAGCUUCUGAGCAGGUGGAUCUAUUUGCUGCCACACCUGGUAACAUUCCAGCAGAAAGUUUUGAAGUGUAUGGUGUGGCGCUUGCACUUGUGGCUAAUGCAUUUGUUGGUAAGAAACCUCAUCUCAUCCAGGACGCCGAUAACCUGUUCCAACAACUUCAGCAAACUAAAGUAGCCUUAGGGAAUGCUGCCUCUGUGUACAUUCCAAGAGAAAACCGGGAGAUAGACUUUGCUCUGGAGAGGGGUCUCUGUUCACUCCUUGUAGGGGAGCUUGACGAUUGUCGCUCAUGGUUGGGCUUGGACAAUGUGAACUCACCUUUCAGAGAUCCAUCUAUAGUAGACUUUGUCUUGGAAAACUCGAAGAAUGAUGAAGACAACGAUCUUCCUGGCCUUUGUAAAUUGUUGGAGACAUGGUUGAUGGAAGUGGUUUUUCCUAGAUUUAGAGAUACCAAGUAUAUUCAGUUCAAGCUGGGUGAUUACUAUGAUGAUCCUACUGUUCUCAGAUACUUGGAGAAGCUUGAAGGAGGUGGUAGUUCGCCCUUAGCAGCAGCAGCAGCUAUCGCGAAAAUUGGGGCUGAAGCGUCUGCAGUUAUUGAUAAUGUUAAAGAUAGCGCUAUCCAGGCACUGCGGAAGGUGUUUCCUCUGGGUCAUAGUAAAGAGGAUACUGGACUUCAGGAAGAUAUGGGACCCGAUUACUCAAUUCCUUCUUCAGAAUCUAUGGAGCCUUUCAGAAGUCCUGAUGGGGACGAUCUUGCCAACAUAAGUGAGGCUUCUGGAAAAGAUGAUUUAGUGUCAGAAAAAGAUGGAUAUUCAAUUACAGACAAUAUCAAAGAUGCCAGUGUUAAGAUUAUGUGUGCUGGAUUGGUAAUUGGGGCAAUGACAUUGGUCAGCUUAAAGUGUUUUCCAGCUAGGAGUGGCUCAUCUUUGCUUCGCAAAGAAGUUGGCUCGGCAAUGGCAUCUGAUGUUGUUAAUGGGGGGUCCUCAAUGGAUGAAUUGUCUGAGGAUUCACCUAGAAUGGAUGCAAAGCUUGCAGAAUCUCUUGUUCGCAAGUGGCAGUUCAUUAAGUCGCAGGCCUUAGGACCUGAUCAUUGCCUUGAAAAGUUACCUGAGGUGUUGGAUGGUCAAAUGUUAAAAAUCUGGACCAAUCGCGCGGAUGAAAUUGCUCAUAACGGUUGGUUCUGGGAUUACUCUCUGAUUAGUCUGACCAUCGACAGUGUGACUCUGUCCAUGGAUGGAAGGCGUGCGACGGUGGAGGCUACUCUCGAAGAGUCAGCUUGCCUAACUGAUGUUAAUAAUCCAGAGCGAAAUGACUCAUACAGUAAGAUCUACACUACCAGAUAUGAAAUGUCGCAUGCCAAUUCAGAUUGGAAAAUUACUGAAGGUGCCGUCCUUAAGUCGUAAAUGAUUUUGAGCGGUUUGUGUUGUAAAUGUUUACUGUAGUUUUAAUAUCUUGUUCGUUUGAUUGUCCGCGUAUAAUAGAGGGGCGAGAAUUAGCUCC